AUGUCGAUGAGGCUUGACAGACACAACCUGCAUCUAAAUCAUUGUCGGGACUUUUUUUUGUUGUGAACGGAAUCGUGUCCGUAUAAUGUCACCGUUGCAGACGCGUAGCUGGAUGUGAAUAUCCCGGAUUCAGCCGGUAUAGAGAGCGGAGGUGAACGCACCUUGCAUGCAGCCAUGGGAGGUCAGAUCACCAGGAAUACCUUCUACGAUUCUCUCAACGGGCCAUUUCCCGCCACAUCUCACCGAUGCCACCACAAGCCCAAGCGCUGCCUACCCAUCCAGCCGUGUGGGAGUCUGUCCUCCUUCCCUUUGCUCUUCCACCCCAGCACCAAGGGCUCGCAGAUCGUCAUGGACAUAUCCCAACGCACCGUCAAGAGACAGGCCAGCUUCUGCAACGCCAUCACCUUCAGCAACAGACCAACCGCUGUGUAUGAGCAAGUUCGUCUGAAGAUCACCAAAAAGCAGUGCUGCUGGAGCGGUGCUCUGCGUCUUGGUUUUACAUCCAAAGACCCAUCAAGGAUCAAUCCAGACACCUUGCCGAAGUACGCCUGCCCUGACUUGGUCUCGCAGAGCGGCUUUUGGGCAAAAGCUCUACCAGAGGAGCUGUCCAAUGAGGGAAACAUCAUCUCCUUCUGGGUAGACAAGAAAGGCCGGGUGUUUUACCGAAUCAACGACUCGAGCCCAACACUGUUCUUCAGCGGGGUGCAUGUCUCUGUUCCUCUGUGGGCUCUUAUAGACAUCUACGGCCUCACCAGGGGGGUCCAGCUGCUAGACAGCGAGAUGGUCCCUCUGGAUUGCCUGCGUCCUCGUUCUUUUGCUGCCGCCCACAGGGCCUACAUUCAGCGAAACAGCGAUGACCCUCGCCUUUCCAUCAGCCUGUGUGACCUGAGCCUACAGCAGCAAGACACGCAUCUGGAAGAAGAUGAUGAGGAAGAGGAACGGCUACAUCGCUUAAGCUCCGCCUCCUGCCAUGUGCCCCAAAACUCUCAAAACUCCCAGCAGUGCUCGCUGUUGCCCAGCCACUUGGACACUGAUCUGCACUUCCACUCGGUGCAUGGCGUCCAUGUCACUGGGCUGGAUAAGCACACGGUGGCGAGGCUGGAUCACCGUGGUGACGAGAGGACCCUGGUGUUCACCAAUCGGCCGAUGAGUUGUUCAGAGACGGUGUUUGUGAAGGUGAAGACAGGUGUAGCCCGGCCUGGGUGUCUCUCUUACGGCGUGACAUCCUGUGACCCAGCCACCCUGAGGCAAAGUGACCUCCCGUCAAACCCAGAGUCCCUGGUUGACCGCAAGGAGUUCUGGGCCGUGGGUCGGGUGGCGGUGCCGCUCCACAGUGGAGAUAUCCUGGGCUUUGUGGUGAACGCAGAAGGAGAGGUCAUGAUGAGCCACAACGGUGUCAGCGCGGGGAUGCAGCUGUGUGUCGAUAACUCCAGACCACUCUGGAUGUUCUACGGUCUGCACGGCACCAUCACACAACUCAGGAUUUUAGGCUCAUCUCCACACCCAGACCUUCGAGGCCCGUCGGUCCCCAGCUCCCCAUCCUGUACACCCAACACCCCCACAAUGCUCAGCAGCGGCAACUCCGAGCCAAACCUCAACACACAAUUGAACAUCAAACUCAAUUCAAGCCUCAACUCCAGCUACUACUCAGCCUUUUCCUCCUCCACAGGUACAACUCCAAGCUCUCCAUUCUCCAGCCACCCAGAGUCCCCCACCUUCCCAUCAUACUCUGGCUCGUGGAGCGACGAAUGCACCAUUUGCUACGAGAACGAGGUGGACACCGUACUCUACGCCUGCGGACACAUGUGUCUCUGCUACGCCUGUGGCCUCAAACUCAAGAAGAUGGCCAACGCAUGCUGCCCCAUCUGCAGGAGGACAAUCAAAGAUAUCAUCAAGACCUACCGGAGCACGUAGGCUAAGACUACAAGUCGCAUAGUCAGGUUCAAGAGGUUGUUUAAGCCAUGCAAGACUUUGUAAAGACAGAUGCAGCACAAGUGAAUGCCCCGUUUCUUUAGGUGUGCAAUCUGGCUCAGGUACUCUACAGCAGGACUCCUGCAAAAUCCAUCUUUAAAACAUUUUAUCUGUCAAAUGAAGAUCUUUGGAAAUCUCACAGCUCCCAUCUGUGAUGUCUCAGUAAGGAUCCGGCUAUGAAACUCAUCAUACAGUGAAAAAAAAGUAUGUGCAACUGCAGGAUCUGCAGAUAGGGCCAUGGCCUACUCAUGUCGAGUGAAUCUGUGCUUUGUGUGAUUUGCUGAAGAGAAAGAGUAAUCUGAAGAGGCAUCUGCCCUACUUCCUGCAGACUAACGUUUCAUUCUGCUGGUGAUUGCAUCACUGCGAGCUAAUUUUAAAAAAAGGUAGUAAAAUUGUCCAUAGCAGCAGAAGAAACGAGAAGAAUAAAUAUGUAGUUCCACCAGCUGCUUGUCAGAAUGCAUUCAGUCAAAAAGUGUAAGAGUAAGAAUCAAUGCUCAUUUAAAAUCUGAGCAGUAUGAUCAACAUUGGUUUCAUUUGACAUUUCCUGAAUACAUUCAGACGUAAGUGGGGAACGGGUAAACAUUAAGAGUUUUUCCUUGUAAAAACCUAGCAGUACGUCUAAAAUAAGCCAUUUUUUUUUAAUACUCAGAAUAUUCCCCUGCAAUAAAACACAAUGAAAUGCCUAGGCCUAAAGGGUAAAUAAAUUAAGUGUUAGUCAGAUAUCUCACUGCCUGUUGUGCUUCUGUGAAUUUCAGACAGGGCGAGAUACUGUGAAGGGUAAAAAAAAGUGUGAAUGUUGUCACCAUAGAAGGUCAAGCUCACGGUGAAUGAGGAUGUAAAUCAGUGACGAGGCAGCGAGGUAGGAGAGAGGAUGUUGUAUGUUUGGGACGAAGACAGGGGAGGAAGGGCCACCUUUAGCUGUGUGUCUGCUCAUCGUUUCAGUGCAAAGAAAGUGUUUGCUCUCUCAGGCACAGCCCAUACAUCAGAGGUUUGUAUGAAAGCCUGUAAAAUGUGGGACUUGCAUGAGUUGCAUGUCCUGCUUCUUGGCGUUCUCAAUCAGCUAGCUAGAUGCUGCGGUUGGACAAAAGUCAUCCAAAUAAACAUUGGUGGGCAGGGAAGUAUUUUUAAAAUGCUGAACAAGCACAUAAAGAUGAGAAACCAAUCUCUUCAUCAUUGUAAGAAAGCCAUGAAAUCCCUCUGUAAAGUUACAGAUGGCUUUGCAUACUUCAGGUUACACACACUCCUUCAUAUGUAUAUUAAAUCAAAACAUAAAUAUUUUUCAGCAGUGACGCAUUUCAUUAAACCAAGUGAAAAAACACACACGACUGCAGUCAGUGACAAGGCUUGUUAUUGUAGCACGUUGUGAGGUCUGCAUUUGCAUAUCAGUGUCUGAGUGCUGCUCUUAGUCUGUAAAAGCAAACUCCAAGGACAAUUUCACUCAAAUAACUUCAUGCAUUAUUUACUGCUUUGAAUUGUGAAGAAAUGCAAGCUAUUUUCAGGUGUAAUUUUGGUCUUGCUAAAACUUUAGUCUUUUGGUAAGUAGUAAGUGCUAUUACGUUUUUGUUUUUCGAGGUGUUGAAGCUUUAUUUUGCCGCUGUGGAGGGAAAUGUUCUGUUGUAUGACGUUUGAGUCAGUCAAGUUUUCUUGUGUGCCUUUAAAAAGAGAAGUCUGGACACACAUUGGGUCUUCUAGGCUCCUCCUUGUAAAAACAGGAUGUUUAUAUUCAUCUUAAAGUCGCUCUUACAUGGUUUUAAUGUCUCUGAUGUGAGCAGGUUUCACCACAAAACAUACAAAACAAACAUUUCAGUGUGCUUAAUAUCAGUGUGUGAAUGUAUUCACUGCUAUGAAAUGUUGUAUUAUCGUUCCCUUUGUCACUGCAUCGCAUAAUACUGGAAUUUUGUUGUGCUUGAGAGAUACUCCUUUUACGUUUCUACCUGUUUUUGUUUUACUUCCUGACCAAAUAUGACCUAGCAGAAAUAAAACAUUUGUGAAACAUUUUGAUAGAAAAAUAGCAUUGAUAAGUGUAAUAUUAACUGUACAUUAUGAGGUUUAUUUAUUUAGUCAACGCUACUAUAAAGAAAUUAUCAUUGUUUGUUUUACAUGUAUAGCUACAGUAUACUGUCCAAAAAAUAAGAAAAUUGUUUAUUUGAGUGUUGCAUAGUUAAUUACAGAACACAUUAUGCUCCCUGAAAGGCUCUGUUUGGCAUUUUUGGGAAAUAUGUUUAUUAAUCGUCUGGUGAAGAAUACAAUCAUUGAGGCCACUUUCAACUGGUAUUAUGUAUAUUUACUCACAUUAGGUACAAGUACCGUAAAGUUACUUGAGUAAUUCCAAAUACUUCUACUCCCAGAAGGAAAAUACUGUACAUUUUAUUUUUUAGCUUAAACACAAAUGCCCUGUAAAAAUUAUAGCAAUAUCGUAUAAACUAACAAUAUACCAGACAGAAGUACUUUUGAUACAGAUGGGGAAUAGAUGGUUAACAAAUCAUUUAGCAGCUAAAGAGCCAGAUAUUCCCUCAAGUAUUGCUGGAGACCAAAAUCAGAGUCUGAAAAUGAAGCCUAUCAUCUUUUUAGCUGACUAUUUUCCAGAAAGCAGAUAAGCAAACUCUACAAGAUGUCAAGUGUUCCCUUGAAUGCCAUAUACAAAUGUGUGCUUUGAAAAAGGGAAAUAAAUUGUUUAAAGGUGGCAUUACUCUACUUGUGCAUAUUUCAAUUAUAUCUUGAAUUUGGGUUGUAGGUUAAGCAGGCGUAGUUCCAAUACAAACAUCAUUUUCCCAGCCUGCUUGUCAAAUUGUUUUAAGCCUAAAUAAAACAAAAACAGCAAGUAAGUGAAGGAAGACAUAGUGCAUGGUGGACAAGAUUAUCAGCUCAUAACUUUGGUUUCCUUGGCUUUGGAUUUAUAGUCGUUAGAAAAUGAUUCUUAAGGUGGUUUAAUC
Messenger RNA from Notothenia coriiceps (black rockcod), 4904 nucleotides. Its product is annotated as E3 ubiquitin-protein ligase NEURL1. NCBI's taxonomy places the organism in Eukaryota, Metazoa, Chordata, Actinopteri, Perciformes, Nototheniidae. The coding region runs from base 175 to 1914 and encodes 579 amino acids. Gene Ontology annotation, cellular component: postsynaptic density; plasma membrane. Gene Ontology annotation, biological process: negative regulation of Notch signaling pathway. The transcript is spliced from 6 exons. The record is from RefSeq and is a predicted model, not a curated record. Gene Ontology annotation, molecular function: ubiquitin protein ligase activity.